AUGUUAAACUAAUUUAAUAAACCAUAUGUAAAAAGUACAGCUGAAUCCUAAAAAGUUAUAAAAACAAAUUCAAAAAAUAAAGAAACUUAUGAAACUCCCUGCUAUUCAAAGCAUGUUAGCAUCUCUAUUUUAAAAGUUAACACUAUUAAUAGAUUUUAUGAUUAAUUAACUAGAUAAUUAAAUUAAGUAAUAAAAUUAUAAAUAUAGAUUCUAUUAAUAGAUUGAUAUAAAAAAAUUAUUAAAUGAACGAUUAAAGAAAGGAUAUAAUUAUAAUAAGAAUAUGGGAAUCUAAGAAAAAUAAGAAGAACAAUAAGUUAGAAUGAAAUUCUCAGAAUAAACUCCAUUUUAUGAUAAGUAUCAUAAUUCGCAGUUAGAACAAUGA
Molecule: messenger RNA, 382 nt
Organism: Paramecium sonneborni
Lineage: Eukaryota; Ciliophora; Oligohymenophorea; Peniculida; Parameciidae
Source: the annotation of a GenBank genome assembly